CAGAUACAGGAGAAAAAAAUCAGAACAGUCGCAUCUCGAACAGUCUCGCCCGCGGUUAAAGCGUCAAUGUAAACCGCGGGGUGUAGAAAAAAUAAGCGAACACAACGCACAACACACAAAGGAAAAGGGAUAAAGGGAAAAGAUAAGUGUAAUUUACGGGCUGCAUAAUUGACUCAUGUGACAUCUUGCAGCAGCUCUUGACGUGAUUACGCAGCAGCAUCCAUUUCAGCCAGUCCAGUGCAAGAUGCUGCUCUAUCUGCUGCUGUUGGCCGUCACGGCCGCGAUCUGGUACGUCCGCCGGAAGUACACGUUCUGGGCAGACCGGGGCGUACCGUACGUGAAGCCACGGUUCCCGUUCGGCAACAUCCAGGGCAUCGGCCGGCGGAUGCAUUCCUCCCAGCUGAUGACAAAGUUUUACAACGAAAUGAAGUCCUCCGGCCGUCCGUUCGGGGGCAUCUACUUCUUCACCAAUCCGGUCGCGCUGGCGCUGGAGCUGGACUUUGUGAAGAAUGUGCUGGUGCGUGACUUUGCCCACUUUCACGAUCGGGGCGUGUACUACAACGAGAAGGACGAUCCGAUUUCGGGCCAUCUGUUCAACAUCGAGGGCACGAAGUGGACCAACUUGAGGAAGAAGCUUAUACCGACCUUCUCGUCCGGGAAGAUGAAGAUGAUGUGUCCCACGAUCGUGUCCGUUGGGGGACAGUUUCGGGAAUGCUUGGAGCGCUGCAUCGCGCACAGUGACGGCGAGGUGGAGAUGAAGGAGCUGCUGGCCCGCUUCACGACGGACGUGAUCGGGACGUGCGCGUUCGGGAUCGAGUGUAACAGCCUGAACGACCCGAAUGCGGAGUUUCUGCGCAUGGGAAGGAAGGUGUUCGAGGUGCCGCGGGGUCGCAUAUUGAAGUUUUUCUUCAUGGCCACGUUUAAGGACUUUUCGCGAAGGAUACACAUCAAGGGAACGGCGGAGGACGUUUCGCAGUUUUUCUUUAAGGUGGUGCGGGAAACGAUCGAGUACCGGGAGCAGAACAACAUCGUGCGAAAUGAUUUCAUGAACCUGUUGAUGCAGCUCAAGAACAGUGGCCAGCUGGACGGGUCGGGCGAGGAGGAGAAGGUAGGGAAGCUCAGCCUGAACGAGAUCGUGGCGCAGGCGUUCGUGUUUUUCCUCGGCGGGUUUGAGACGUCCUCCACGACGAUGUCGUACUGUUUGUACGAGCUGGCGCUGAAUGAGGCGAUACAGCGGCGGGCAAGGGAGUGUGUGGUGGAAGCGGUCAAAAAGCACGGUGGACUGUCGUACGAAGCACUCAUGGACAUGCCGUACAUCGAUCAGUGCAUCAAUGAAUCACUUCGCAAGUACCCCCCGGGGGCGAAUCUUAUCCGGCAGGUUAGCCAAGACUAUCGCGUCCCCGGCACGGACGUUACCUUCCCGAAGGGUAUGAACGUUAUGAUCCCGGUCUAUGCGAUCCAUCACGAUGCGGACAACUAUCCCGACCCGGAACGGUACGAUCCGGACCGGUUUGCGCCGGAAGCGUGCGAAUCGCGCAAACCGUACAGCUUCAUACCGUUCGGGGAAGGGCCACGGAUUUGUAUAGCGGCCCGGUUCGGGAUGCUGGAGGCACGGGUCGGACUGGCGGUGCUGCUGAUGCACUUUAGCUUCGCGCGCUGCUCGAAAACCAAUGUGCCGUUGGUGAUUUCUUCCCGCCAUGCGGUGCUAACGCCCGAGGGUGGACUGUGGCUGAAGGUGGAGAAGCUGACGGAGUGAGUGGUCUGUGUUGUGUGCAUUUUAAUCGAAUAAACUUGAAUCUUUUUUUUUUUGUUAUUUUAAAAAGACAUGUGU
Anopheles merus is the source of this 1831-nucleotide messenger RNA. RefSeq names its product cytochrome P450 6A1-like. The coding region runs from base 245 to 1756 and encodes 503 amino acids. Gene Ontology annotation, molecular function: oxidoreductase activity, acting on paired donors, with incorporation or reduction of molecular oxygen; heme binding; iron ion binding. Lineage: Eukaryota; Metazoa; Arthropoda; Insecta; Diptera; Culicidae. The record is from RefSeq and is a predicted model, not a curated record. The transcript has 2 exons.